AUUCAUUCUUGCGUAAACGCUUGGACAGCUUCAGAUUUGUCGUGCGAGCAAGCAGUUACUUGUGAUCAUCGAACGAAGGCCUCUUUUCAAUAUUUCUAAACUGAAUGCGAAAUUGGUGAAUUAUGUGAAUCAGCUAUCCAGGAUAAGCAAACUUCGCCGAAAUAUACUUUUCAUGAAGUGCUAUUUUCUGUGCUGCAGGACUGCUCGAAAGGAGAGGAUUUUGCAACAUCUAAGUCAUCAUCAACAUUUUGUUGAAAAUUCGGAUAUGUACAGUUUCCUGGAUUUGAUAGAUUUGUAUCAAGGACGAUUGCUGCCGGAAAUCGAAGAAAUUGUCAGGAUUUUCACCGAACAUAUAACAAAAAAUUGCUUAACAUGUCAGGGGAAAGGAUUUAUUUGCGAAUUAUGUGAUGAUACAAAGGUAAUUUAUCCAUUUUCCGAUGAUGUUGCUAUAUGUCGCAAAUGCUUGGCUACUUUUCACCAGGACUGUUUCAGCCGGAAAAGUAAGCGUUGCCCAAGGUUAGUAGCUCGUAUUUUUCUGUAAAU
Messenger RNA from Gongylonema pulchrum, 543 nucleotides. The record is from the annotation of a GenBank genome assembly. Lineage: Eukaryota; Metazoa; Nematoda; Chromadorea; Rhabditida; Gongylonematidae.